GGUGGCCCCAUUAGUGGUCUUGGUGGUCUUGGUGGUGGUCCUGAUGGCCCCAUUGGUGUGUUGGUGGUCUUGGUGGUGGUCCUGGUGGCCUCAGUGGUGGUGGUGGUGGCCCCAGUGGUGAUGGUUGGUGGCCCCGGUGGUGGUUGCUGGGUCCUGGUGGUGGCCCCAUUGGUGGUGUCGGUGGUCCUGGUGGCUGCAGUGGUGGUGGUGGUGGUCCCGGUGGUGGUCCUGGUGGUGCCGGGUGGUGGCGUUACGGGCGCGGGCACAGAGCUGCGGCGGUUGCGUUUCCGCCAGUUCCGCUACCAGGAGGCUUCGGGCCCUCGCGACGUCUGCCGGCGGCUGCGGGAGCUGUCGCGGCGGUGGCUCCGUCCCGAGCUGAGGAGCAAAGAGCAGAUCAUGGAGCUCCUGGUGCUCGAGCAGUUCCUCAGCAUUCUGCCCGAGGAGAUCCAGAGUUGGGUGUGGGUCCGACACCCCGAGUCCUGCGCCCAAGCCGUCGCCUUGGCCGAGAGCUUCCAGGUGGGUCCCGGAGGUCCUGACGGCGCCUGGGAGCAGCAGGUGACCGUGCGGGUCAAGGUGGAGGAGGAGGUGACCGCAGGGGAUGUGGAGGAACCCCAAGUGGUGGAUGACCCAUGGAGCUCCUCAUCGGAGUCAUCCCAACUCCUCCCAGGGGAUGAGGUGGCCCGGGCCGAGGCCAAGGUCAUCCCAGAGGAAGAGGAACGGUGCCUUCAAGAAGGAGGUGCUGCGAUGGAGGACAGAGACCUCAUCCAAAGCCGAGGGGUGGUGGAGCUGCGGGAGGCGGUGGGGUUCUCCUGGAGAUGGUCCCCCUGUGGGCCGUCCCCCCGCUUGGGCUCCUCUGCUGCGGUGGCCUCACCGUCACCGCUGUCCCGCGUUGGUCUGGUGGCCAUCGUGGAUGGAGUCGGGGUUUCGGCGGCGGCAGCCGAUCCAUUGCUGGAGGAGCUCUGGUGGCAUCACCAGAAGAGCGGUGAUGCAUCACCAUGGCCUCACGGAGCACCUUCUCCUCUCCCCUCCCGCAGAUCGCGCCGCCGCGAGCCGAGACCCCACCUGGCAAAGCCCCUCCCACCCUUCCGGCACCUUCCGCGAUGUCCGACCCUCCGGUGGACCCCCACGCCCGCAGAAGGCCCCACCACCACCACCGCCUCCCUCAAGGCCCCCCAGCGCGGCGAUGGCCGCCGAGGAGCCCCCGGUGGAAGCGCCGCCGCCGCCGCCGCCGCGCGGGUGGGACCGUCCGUACCGUUGCGUCGAGUGCGGCAAAGGCUUCGCGCGUUCGUCCCACCUGAAGAGCACCAACGGACGCACAGCGGCGCGAGGCCCUACGGCUGCGGCGCCUGCGGGAAGAGCUUCGGCCAUUUGUCCACCCUCACCACCCACCGGCGGCUCCACACGGGCGAACGGCCCUACGGCUGCGGCGCCUGCGCCAAGAGCUUCACCAACCCUUCGGACCUCGCCAAGCACCGGCGGGCGCACACGGGCGAACGGCCGUACCCGUGCGGCGCCUGCGGCAAACGCUUCAGCCAACGCUCCAACCUCGCCGUGCACCGAAGGGCCCACGGGCAGGAGAGGCCCUUCCCCUGCGGCGCCUGCGCCAAGAGCUUCAAGUACGCGGCAGACCUGGCGGUCCACCAGAGGUCCCACACGGGCGAGAGGCCCUUCCCGUGCCCUCAGUGCGGGAAGAGCUUCAGCAAUAAGUCCUCCCUCGCCCGGCACGCGCGGAUCCACGCCCGGGAGGCCCCCAGGGAGAAGGGAGGAGGAGGAGGGCGUCAGCGCUGAAGGUGGGGAUGGAGAUCCACC
Molecule: messenger RNA, 1809 nt
Organism: Cuculus canorus (common cuckoo)
Lineage: Eukaryota; Metazoa; Chordata; Aves; Cuculiformes; Cuculidae
Product: myeloid zinc finger 1-like
Biological process (GO): regulation of transcription by RNA polymerase II
Molecular function (GO): RNA polymerase II cis-regulatory region sequence-specific DNA binding; DNA-binding transcription factor activity, RNA polymerase II-specific
Source: RefSeq, a predicted model, not a curated record